ACUGUUACAGCUAAUAACACACAUAAACAUAUCAACCCACAAAUUUUGCUAUCCCUUCUCUAAACUUUACGCGUGGAUACCCAGUUUCUCUCUUAUAAAUAAACCCCCUCACUGUACAACUCUUCUUUCUCUCUUUUCCAUUCUUGCAACUUCUUUUGUAGCCAUUCAAGAAAUAGUGAAAAUCAUAAAAGAUUUUAUCUUUUUGUGGACUGGAGUUUGUGGGGGGGUCAAAGAUCUUAACUUGUAAGUAUUUGGGUUUCUUGGGAUUAAAGAUUUGAACUUUUUUUCAUUUUAUAUUUUGGGUAAACUUGGUUUUCUUGAAUUGGUUGGUGUGGAAAGAGGGAGAGGAGAUUUGUGGGGUGAAAAUAUCUGUUAAAGGGAAGGAGGAUGAGGGAUGAGAUAGUGGGGUACAAAGAAGAGGAAAAUUACAAGAAAGAAGAAGAGAGGGAAAUGGUUGGUGGAGGGUUAGUAGAGUCUAAGAAAUUUGUUGUGGUGGGUUAUGCUCUUACUUCUAAGAAAGUUAAGAGCUUUUUGCAGCCUAAGCUUGAAGGUCUAGCUAGGAGUAAGGGGAUAUUAUUUGUUGCUAUUGAUCAGAGCAAACCCCUUUCAGAUCAAGGUCCUUUUGACAUUGUGCUCCAUAAGUUGUCAGGAAGCAAGUGGCGGCGUAUUCUUGAGGUUGGUUCAUUGGGAAGCUUUCUAUGUGAAUAUAGGCUAACACAUCCAGAUGUGACAGUUCUUGACCCUCCGGAGGCCAUACAACACAUAUACAACCGCCAAUACAUGCUUGAAGAUGUUGCGGACCUGAAUUUGUCGGACACCUAUGGGGAAGUUGGUGUUCCCAGGCAACUGGUUAUUGAGAAAGAUUCUUCAUCUAUUCCAGAUGCAGUAGGUAAAGCUGAGCUGAGACUACCUAUUGUUGCAAAGCCUUUGGCUGCCAAGUCCCAUGAGUUGUCUCUAGCCUAUGACAAAUUCUCUCUUCAGAUGCUAGAACCCCCACUUGUGCUACAGGAAUUUAUCAACCACGGAGGAAUUCUGUUUAAAGUAUACAUUGUUGGGGAAGCAGUUAAGGUUGUUAGACGAUUCAGUUUACCUGAUAUUAGCAAGCGUGAGCUGUCAACAAACCCUGGGGUUUUUAGAUUCCCAAGAGUUUCUUGUGCUGCUGCAUCUGCAGAUGAAGCAGAUUUAGACCCUUGUGUCGGGGAGCUUCCUCCGCGGCCAUUACUUGAAAAGCUUGCUAAGGAACUUCGACGUAGACUGGGUCUCCAUCUCUUCAACUUGGAUAUAAUUAGAGAGCUUGGAACCAAAGACCGAUAUUAUGUCAUAGAUAUUAAUUACUUUCCUGGUUAUGGGAAAAUGCCAGAGUAUGAGCACAUAUUCACUGAUUUUCUCCUGAGCCUUGUGAAGCAGAAACAAUGAGAAAUUUGUGAAAAUCUGCUCCUCGUUAACUAUUACUUCAAACGGAACUGCUGGGAAGGAAUCUCCUGCGCAAUUUCUGUAAGCUGAUCGGAGACAGUGGUGGAAAGUGCAGAAGAGCUCUCUCGAUAACGGUUGCUACUUUGGAAGCUUUUGCCCCUUUUGGUACACGAUUCCAAUUAAGUGAGCUUGGGGUCUUUUUUGUUUCCCGUCUUUGAAUAAUUGAUAGAUUCAAGAAAAGCUUUGAGGCCUUGGUAAAUGUUGUCUGGAGGGCAAAUAAUUGGGUUUCAUACUUUGUAAAUAUGCCAUUUACAGUAGGAACAUAAAAUGUACAUUGUUGGCUCGUCUAAUCUACUGGAUAGUUUGGUUUUGAUCGGAAUGGUUGUUGCGACAUAGUUCAAAGGAUUCCGAUGUUGAAUGAGCGAGUAUAUUGCCUUAAUGCAAAUACAAACAUAGCUACUGUUUUCUCAUUCA
Messenger RNA from Solanum lycopersicum (tomato), 1887 nucleotides. RefSeq names its product inositol-tetrakisphosphate 1-kinase 3. Gene Ontology annotation, biological process: inositol trisphosphate metabolic process. Gene Ontology annotation, cellular component: cytoplasm. The record is from RefSeq and is a predicted model, not a curated record. Gene Ontology annotation, molecular function: inositol-3,4,5,6-tetrakisphosphate 1-kinase activity; ATP binding; magnesium ion binding. Lineage: Eukaryota; Viridiplantae; Streptophyta; Magnoliopsida; Solanales; Solanaceae.